AUCGCGCAUGCGCCGUGAGAGCCGAGCGGCCACUCCGGACGGUGCCCGAGAGCGGGCAGCGCGCACCCCAGGUGUUUUGCCGGGGGGCCCGGCACCAUGGCGCAGCAGAGCGGGCUCAGCAUGAAGGAGCAGAGAUACGACCGGCAGCUCAGGUUGUGGGGUGAUCAUGGACAAGAAGCUUUAGAAGCUGCUCAUGUUUGUGUGAUAAAUGCAACAGCCACAGGAACUGAAAUCCUCAAAAAUUUAGUACUACCAGGUAUUGGCUCAUUUACGAUUGUUGAUGGGAAUCAAGUCACCGGAGAGGAUGUCGGAAAUAAUUUCUUUCUACAAAGAAGCAAUAUUGGCCAGAACCGAGCCCAAAGUGCCACAGAGCUCUUACAAGAAUUAAAUAAUGAUGUUUCAGGAAAUUUUGUGGAAGAGAGUCCGGACAAACUUCUAGACAAUGAUCCUUCAUUUUUCUGUCGGUUUAAUUUAGUGGUUGCAACCCAGUUACCAGAAAGUAUAUUGAUGCGUUUAGCUGAAAUUCUCUGGAAUGCUAACAUCCCUCUGUUAGUCUGUAGGACUUAUGGACUAGUUGGUUAUAUGAGAAUUAUUAUUAAGGAACAUCCAGUAGUGGAAUCUCAUCCAGACAAUGCAUUAGAAGAUCUGAGACUGGACAACCCAUUUCCAGAGCUGAGGGAGCAUAUGCAGUCUUAUGACUUGGAUCAUAUGGAAAAAAAGGACCAUAGUCACACUCCGUGGAUUGUGAUUGUAGCAAAGUAUUUAGCAAAAUGGUACAGUGAGAAAAGUGAGCAGAUACCUAGGAAUUACAGAGAAAAGGAAGCCUUCAGAGAGCUGAUUAGACAAGGAAUCUUAAGGAAUGAAAGUGGGAUCCCAGAAGAUGAAGAGAACUUUGAAGAAGCUAUAAAAAAUGUAAACACAGCACUAAAUGUUACAAAGAUUCCAAGCUGUAUUGAAGACAUUUUUAAUGAUGAUCGUUGCAUCAAUCUCACACAGCAGACGCCGUCCUUUUGGAUUUUAGCUCGAGCUGUAAAAGAAUUUGUAGCAAAAGAGGGGCAAGGAAAUUUACCUGUUCGGGGCACUAUUCCUGAUAUGAUAGCAGAUUCGGGUAAAUUUAUCAAAUUGCAAAAUGUAUACCGUGAAAAAGCAAAGAAAGAUGCUGCUGCUGUGGGUAACCAUGCUGCUAAAUUGUUAGAGUCAAUAGGCAAGGCACCAGAGUCAAUUUCACAGAAAGAGUUAAAAUUGCUUUGCAGCAACUCAGCGUUCCUUCGAGUAGUGCGAUGUAGAUCCCUGUCUGAAGAGUAUGGUUUAAAUACAUUUAACAAGGAUGAAAUUAUUUCCGGCAUGGAUAAUCCAGACAGUGAGAUAGUGCUAUAUUUAAUGCUACGAGCUGUGGAUAGAUUUUAUAAACAGCAUGGUAGAUACCCAGGUGUGUAUAACUACCAAGUGGAAGAUGAUAUUGGAAAAUUGAAAUCUUGCCUCAGUGGUUUUCUUCAGGAAUAUGGGCUGUCUGUAACAGUGAAAGAUGAUUAUGUCCAUGAAUUUUGUCGCUAUGGAGCUGCAGAGCCACAUACUAUCGCUGCAUUCUUGGGAGGUUAAAGAAAAUUAUAUUGCCAUGGGUGUAUGUGGUACUUUAGAAAAAUGUAUGAAGACAAGAUCGGGGUUCUUAAGAGUUUAUAAUUGCAAAGAAAACUUGAACACAGUAUUUUUAUAGAGGUAUUAAAAGAGGUUAUAGCAAUAAAAUAAAAUUUAAGAGCUUGUUCAACAGUUAAAGAAAUAAAACGUAGAGAAGCUAAUUACUAGCUAAGUUUUCUUUCACCUGAAUUUUCCAAUACUGAGACUCUGGAUUGCAUAAUCUCUUUUGAAAGGAAAGGUGAUUUUUGAAUGGGAGGGGAGGAAGUGUUUUAGAAAAAUGGUUGAUUAGGAAAAAAAUCAGGUUGGGGAUAUAGACAUUUCUCUUGCAUUAAUUCAGAAAGAUCAGUUUCUUUCUUUCACCAGUUCACAUGAUAAAAUAUUUACAUAAACUUAUAUGCAUAUGCCUUUUUAAAAAUUGAAUUGAAAAAAAAUAUCAAAUCACUUUUUGUCCUGAUUCAGGAAAGCGUUGAAACAGCUUGACAGACUGAGGUUAAUCGUUAUAUUGAAAUCUGAACCAGAUAAUGCUGUUCUUGUUUUUUUUUAAAUAUAAUUACCUGCCAAUGUCAUUCUUUUUUCCCCUUCACUUUAAUAGGUGCUGCUGCUCAAGAGGUUGUCAAAGUAAUUACAGGACAAUUUGUAAUUUUUAAUAACACCUAUAUUUACAGUGGAAUGUCACAGACAUCAG
Messenger RNA from Gopherus flavomarginatus (Mexican gopher tortoise), 2320 nucleotides. It is a transcript of the gene NAE1, whose product is annotated as NEDD8 activating enzyme E1 subunit 1. The coding region runs from base 97 to 1599 and encodes 500 amino acids. NCBI's taxonomy places the organism in Eukaryota, Metazoa, Chordata, Testudines, Testudinidae. Gene Ontology annotation, cellular component: cytoplasm; nucleus. Gene Ontology annotation, molecular function: NEDD8 activating enzyme activity; ubiquitin activating enzyme activity. The record is from RefSeq and is a predicted model, not a curated record. The transcript is spliced from 20 exons. Gene Ontology annotation, biological process: protein neddylation; DNA damage response; ubiquitin-dependent protein catabolic process.